Molecule: messenger RNA, 949 nt
Organism: Cuscuta campestris
Lineage: Eukaryota; Viridiplantae; Streptophyta; Magnoliopsida; Solanales; Convolvulaceae
Source: the annotation of a GenBank genome assembly
CUAUAUAUUUUAUGUGUGUAUUUUGUAUUAGUCUCCUCGUUUAUAUCACCGAGCUGGUUCAUCUUUUAUAUCACCCAUAUUCAUGUUUAUGGGCAUUUGUAUCAAUGAACCCAAACAAUUCCAAGUUCCAAUUCUUCUUUAUGAGAGAUAAACCUGGAAUUUUUUUCGCCUCGUGCGUGUCCAAGGGCUCAAAUGACAGUGGGUUCUCUGUCCGGCGGCCGUUCCUAGAAGAGUUCGGCAUCGUCCAUCAUCCCGGAGUUCGGCAUCUGUCCGGCGGCCGUUCUGGCCGUUCGUAUCCUGGUCGCGCAAAUCCGCCUCAUCUUCUUCGGCCGUUCAUAUCCUGGUCGCGCGAUUCAGUCCAAGACCCCUGUUUCGAUCGGAUCGUCUGUCCCAGGUCCGUCCCUGUUCCGGUCGGUGAAGAUCUGCUCCUGUUCGGGUUUACUGCUGCUGUCCGUCCCUGUUCUGUUGUCGUCACUGUGUCAAGGCCGUCACCUUCUGUAGCUGCUGUAGAGGAGUCGCCAAUUGACAGCAAUCCACUCAUUUCCACUUUGAUUCGGGCUGGUGCGUGAAAUCCACUUGCAAAUAAGCCAAUUUACACCAAUCCACUUUAUCUACUAAGGCUGGUGCGUGAAAUAUUGUGUUGUUGUGGGUAAUAGCAAUCCACUGUGAUUUCGGCCAAAUUCAUUACAUUUGUGGACACAAAAUUGAAUGGUGAUAAAAUGGCUUGGUUAAUGUCUCUUAUUGACUCUUCUACAUCCAAUCAAAGAAAUGAUGUGACUUUGAUACAAGAAAAGAGACUGCAGGUGCUGAGCUGGAUAGUUAGUUACGGAUGAGUUGGAAUCCUAACCAAUUCUGUUGAAGAUUCUGUUUCAAUUCUUCUUCUCUUAAUGUUGUAUAUAAACCCCUGCAUCUUGUAAUAGCUGGACAUGAAUGAAUAAACACAAAUCUC